Molecule: messenger RNA, 348 nt
Organism: Kwoniella shivajii
Lineage: Eukaryota; Fungi; Basidiomycota; Tremellomycetes; Tremellales; Cryptococcaceae
Exons: 2
Coding region: 1-348 (115 amino acids)
Source: RefSeq, a predicted model, not a curated record
AUGGCUCUGACAGCUCGCGACUCGGAGGAGCGUGCUCUCGCAAUGGCCAUGGUAAUCAUGGGAGCGAAUACUGCCGGUAUCUACGGUGCGCAGAUCUUCCGGGGCGAUGACAGCCCACGUUAUCGCAGAGGUUUUAGUAUCAAUAUCGCCGUCCUCGCUCUGGCUGUUGGUCUGGCUACGAUACGAUAUCUAGACGACAUAUUCCGAAGACGACGUUUAAGCAAAGCGAGUGACUUGCCCAUCCGCGGAGGGAACUUAGAGGAGCUGGACGCAGGAUCCUCUAGUGUCGGACGAGUAGCUAAGGAAGGGGUGGAUGCGGCUAAGACGGGGCAUACCAAAGGGGCCUAA